AUGAGGGCAAAAACUGAAGCUGAAAAAGUGACAGGGAAGGUGGACCUUUUCCAAAGUUCUUCAUCAACUGCAUCCACCUCAGGUCAUGCUGAGACAGAGAGCUCCACCGUGGAGGAGUGUACCAGACGCUCCCAGAUCACAGUCUCCAAAAAACAGAACUGGGCUAAACUUCCCUCUACAAGCAAAGACCCAGCCAACACAGAUCUGUGUACGAGCCUGGUCUAUGGGCCACAGGACUGGGAUUUGUGCUCAGGAAAGGCUGAGGUCUCAAAACAGGCCUGGAGCCAAAGGACUUUGAGUGAGGAUGGUUUGAAGAGGAAGCAGAAUGAUCUGGAAUUAGAGUUUGGAUAUUCCAGGACCCCAUGCGAUUCCAUUGACGCCGGUUUGCCGGAGUUGACCCCUGCAUCUACAAAUUUUGUGGAUAUGUGUGACUCUUCUAGCUCAGCGAAGAUCUCUGGGCAAGGUGCCUACCUCCAGCACCUGGACCGAAGUAGUCGGGCCUGGGUACUGUCCACAGGAAAGCCCCAGUCAUCAGAUGAAGUCCUCCCAGCCAGAAUAACAGAGUGGCGACAGGGCCCAGGCGGAGAUGGAAACAUUUGGUACAACCCCAUUCCUGAAGAGGACGACUCGAGGGCCACCGGAGGAGCAGCUCAGGAAAAAUAUGGAGAUCCGUGGAGAAGGAGAGAAACUGAGGAAUCGGCAAAGGAGAAAAGAGAUCAGAAACGAUCAGGGGGGUUGAGUCCUACCGGUGUACAUCAAAUGAGAGAGAUUCAAACUGAGGCCGACAUCAUCAGGGCGGAAAGUUUGGCUUCUCGCAGUCAGCAGCUGUGUGUCCGUCUGGAGCCUCGCGGUUUGCUGUAUGUGAAGUUGACCCUUCUGGAGCAGUUUGUGACCCCGUUCCCCCGCCUCAGUGACCUGCCUCCUCCUAAAGUGUUUGGGAUGGAGCUGCGCCACCUGGUGGAGAAGGAGGCAUCUGCGCUCAAAGUGCCUCUGAUCAUUCAGAAGUGUAUUUCUGAGAUUGAGAGGAGAGGACUGAAGGUGGUGGGAUUGUAUCGUCUUUGUGGCUCUGCGGCGGUGAAGAAGGAAUUGCGGGAUGCAUUUGAGAGGGACAGUGCAGCGGUCACCUUAAACGAUGAGCUCUAUCCCGACGUCAACGUCAUUACCGGCAUUCUGAAGGACUACCUGCGAGAGCUGCCGUCUCCUCUCAUCACGAGGACCCUGUAUGAAGUGGUGUUAGAGGCCAUGAUGGUUCGACCGGCCUGCAGAAACACCAGCGACGCUCAGCGAUCACAAAACACCGUCUCACUGCUGCAGUGUCUUCCUGAAGCAGAGCGGGCGACUCUUUCCUUCCUGCUGGAUCAUCUGAGUCUGGUGGCGUCUUACAGCGACAGCAACCGCAUGACGUGUCAGAAUCUGGCCGUGUGUUUCGGGCCGGUCCUCCUGACGCCCACACAGGAGUCGUGGCAGGCCGGGAUGACGGCUCCCGGAUCAGGGGCCCUGGCGGGGUCCGGGGCCGGUCGAGGAGGCCGUAGCUUUGCACACAGUGAAGAGAUCGCCAGCGCCGUGGACUUUAAACGACACAUAGAGGCGCUGCACUAUCUCCUGCAGCUCUGGCCUGUACCCAAAGGACGAGUGACGGGUGACUCUCUGGCUUCCCAGAGUUCCUUGCAGGUGGUGGUUUCCCGCAGGGGGCGUGGCCGGCUGGAGAGCCCGCCCUGUAACCGCUACGCCGGCGAUUGGAGCGUUUGUGGGCGGGACUUCCUGUCGAACGACGAGGCGGAUUACGACGAGGUGGCAGGCAGCGAGAGCGAUGACGAGGACAUGGAGGAGCCGAAGAAGAGGGACGUGUGGACGUCUCCCGACGGUGUGUACGUGGACGAGUUUGCGCUCGACUUUGACGCUCCGUUCACGUGCCGAUUGAGUCUGAAAGACUUCGACACUCUGAUUUCAGACUUGGAGAGAGAGUUAGCCAAACAAAUCAACAUCUGCCUCUGAAGCGGACUGAAGCAGAAUCUGUGCGUGUUUGCGCUCAGCAGAUGCAUUUUAAUACACUAUUAAAAAAUGGAGUAACUUCUCGAGAAACAUGCGUUCUGUUGCAUGUGUAGCAUUGACACAAAAGACAACCACAAGUUGCCACAGAAAUGCCAACAUGCAAAUAAAUACUGUAUUUUCUGGUAAAUAAAUUGCAUCGUUAAGAGAAGAAAAAAAAUCAUGCAA
This is a messenger RNA of Sinocyclocheilus grahami, 2217 nucleotides long. RefSeq names its product rho GTPase-activating protein SYDE1-like. The record is from RefSeq and is a predicted model, not a curated record. Gene Ontology annotation, molecular function: GTPase activator activity. Lineage: Eukaryota; Metazoa; Chordata; Actinopteri; Cypriniformes; Cyprinidae. The coding region runs from base 1 to 1995 and encodes 664 amino acids. The transcript has 7 exons. Gene Ontology annotation, biological process: regulation of Ras protein signal transduction; signal transduction; cell migration. Gene Ontology annotation, cellular component: synaptic membrane.